ACAACUCCAUUGAUUCCAUAAGGACUGAUAUGAGCACUUUGCUUCAUGGUCUGUUCCUCUGCACUUUACAGCUAAUAAGGGAAUUAUAGAGUGGGUCAGAAAGAAUGAUGUUUCUCAUGGAAUAUUAACUUACUCAUCAGGAAAUCUACAUUCCACUGCAAAGCAAGCAUCCGUGAGGAGGGCAGUGCUUACACCAAGAGCAGGAAUACUGUACAAUAACAUUCUUUAGCUUGUGUGCUUAUGGAGAGACUGAUGGAGCUCUAACCCAUUGACACGUCCCCUUUGCUGAUUCAUUGAUCUGCUUUUAAACAGAGGGAAGGAAGCAAAAACUUCCAGUCUCCAGCUGCAGAACAGUGCACAGUAGAGCUUCAGGAUUGUAAGAAACGACCAAGGAACCAUGAAGUGGAAUUCAUUCAGCAUUCAAAUUUUCUCUUUAUUUGCAAUAACUUUGGUUUAUGGGCAGUGUCCGAGUGACUGCAUAUGCCCUAGGCCUGGCCAGGUGGAUUGUUCUGGACCAGAAGUCUUAGUGAUUCCAGAUAACAUUCCUCAGAACAUCAGAACACUGCAGAUAGUCAACACUGAGGUUACAGAGCUACCAAAUGGCAUUCUUCAGAAUAUGACUGCCUUACUGAUUUUAAGGAUUGAAAAAAAUGAACUGUCUACCGUGGGAUCCACAGCAUUUCACAACCUAAUAUCUCUCCGAUAUCUCAGUCUGGCAAACAAUAAACUGCAAGAACUUCAUGGCAAUUUGUUUAAAGACUUGGCAAAACUGGAGACCCUUAUUUUGUCCAACAAUCAAAUCAACCAGAUCCAUCCAUCACUAUUUACAGCACUCAGUAAUGUAAAAGAUCUUCAGAUGGUAGGAAACAAUCUGGAGUCCAUACCAGUAGGAGCUUUUGACCAGAUGAGCGGGCUCCUUAAACUAAAUUUAGCUAAAAACAGUAUCAAAUACUUACCUCCCCAGGCUUUUGACAAACUUGCUAAACUUCAAACACUUCGUCUGUAUGAAAAUCAGCUGCAAGAUAUUCCAGCAGGAUUCUUAAAAAAACUUAGCAGCCUUCAGGAAGUUGCGCUACAUAGCAAUAAACUCAUUGAACUCUCUACAGAUACCUUCUCUGGCAAUCCAUAUUUACAGAAAGUGUUCUUAUCAAACAAUGAGAUUGAUUCAUUGCCACGGGGUAUAUUUCUGAAUUUACCUGAGAUCACCAAACUAACACUUUAUGGAAAUGCAUUAAGAGAGCUAACCACGGGAGUAUUUGGUCCUAUGCCAAAGCUAAAAGAACUCUGGCUUUAUGACAACCAACUUGAACAACUUACAGAUAAUGUAUUUAGUAACCUUACAGAAACAGUGCUGCUGGUUAUAAGUAAGAACAAAAUCCGCUCCAUCUCUACUCACGCUUUUUGUGGACUGGAAGAACUUCAAGAGCUUUCACUGCACACGAAUCUUCUUACAACUUUGGAUCAAGAUGUUCUCAAAUGUUUACCUAAGCUGCAGAAUAUUUCCCUUCAUAGCAAUAAGAUUCAAUAUCUCCCAGGUGACCUCUUUAAAAACAUGGACACUGUAAUGAACAUACAGCUGCAAAACAACUCAUUGGAGGAUAUUCCACAUGACUUUUUUGACUCGUUGGUACAGCUAAAUGAAGUCAAACUUUAUGAAAAUCCAUGGAAAUGUGACCACAAUCUCCUCUCUUUAAAAAACUGGUUAUCGGAAAACAUGAAUAAACUUGGCAACCUCAGUCAAUUAGUCUGCACCAAUUCACCUUUUAAUGGUAUACCCAUUUCUGAAUUAAGUGAUGAGCAAUUAACAUAUCAGGAUUUUACAGUGGAACCAGAUUUGUUCCACUCCACAUUCAACUAUGAUACAAGUAGUCCUGACAAAACAUAUCCUACUGCCAGUACCCCCAGGCCUACAGAUACCACAAUGAUCCAUGAUUUAGAGGAUGUUUCCAUGAUGGAUGAAACACUUGUGCCAGAUGAUGACACAAAAGACCAUGAUAGAGGUAACAUGGUGGGCGGUGUUGUAAUUGCAAUAAUAGUUUUGUGCUGCAUUGCCCUGGUGGCUGCUGCCAUUGCUUGUAUACUAUUCAACAGAAGGAAGAAAAGCCAUGUGAUUCUCAUGAGAAUGAAACAACAAAACCAGUCAAAUAAAAAUGGUGAAUGUUAACAAUACACUGUUAGUCUGCUGUUUCCUUAAGGAAACAACAUGGCAAGGCCUUGUGUUUUGGUAUAUUACGAAACAAAUGAACAAUUACACUAGGAAAUGAGAAUUUCCUUUUAUUCUCUGUUUUACAAUUGUUGAUAGUGGGCUCUGGUUUGUGUGACAGCAAGGGUACUGUAUAUUUUCUGUCCAAAAAAAGUCCAAGAUGCCUAUAGAACAAUGAAAUAUAUAAGUGUAUUUUAUUGCAUAUGCCUAUGCAUUUGAACAUAUGCAGAAUUAGCAAUUACAAAACUAUAUCAUCUGCCAUCAUCUUGUUCCGGUUUUUAAUUUGGACCGCAAAAUAAAAGAGUCUAAUGGUGAUAUGUAAUAAAAGAUGUAAAUGGAAUAAAAGUUUACAAAGAUAAGGAUAAAAUAAUGCAUUUUGCAAUGCAUUACUGUUCUCUACAGAGUUAAUUACAUUGUGAAUUUUAAUUGAGCACUGCGCAUUUUUAAUUACUUAUUUUUCUGCUAUAUUACAUUCACUGCUCUUUUGAAUAAAAUAUUUUUUUCUUUUUUCCAUUGGUGGUUAAGUCACAAUGUUACAUAGCUUAACUGUGGGAAGAGGUAAAAUUGUUGGCACUGGACAUUUUUUUCAAUAACACCAUUAACUGCGUUAAUCUAGCUCCAAAUGCAAUCAACGGGUUAAGAAGCUUGGUGCUAAUUUGAACGUAUUGCCCAUUGUGUGAAGCUACUUUAGAGGAGGAAACAUUAACUCUGGGAAGUGCUAACUGUGGAAAUGACACAUACUAUAUUAUAUAUAUAUAUUGUAUUUGCAUUUAGUUAUAAUAUAUUCAUUGGCAUGAAGGCACUGUUAGAUAUUCUUUGCUAAAAUAUAUAUCUAGGGUAUCUUCUGAUUUCUCUGCAGUUAACAAAAUUUAUGAUAACCCAUUGGAUUCAUGUAAUAAAAGGUGCAAAGUUUGCCCAGGUCUUAUGACCCAUUUCAACUAAGAUGUUUGCUUUCAACUAGGAUUUAUGAAAAGUGCAAGCAAUAAUUGACUGCUAUAAGUGCCUAUACAAAUAAGUGCCUAACAAACUGUGCUCCUUGUAUUAUAUUACACCUAGUUUUGUAAAUAUUGUCAGUAGCAUAUUAACCUUAUACACCCCAUCAUUUGCACAUGACUGUAUUAUUUUUUGGAAGAAGUUCUGAUCCAGUUUUGUACUCAACAAUUCCUUCAUGAAUUAAUUAUACCAACAACAGCAAUGGAUGUAUUGUGAUGGUGGCUUAGUACUGUCAGUAUGGGAAAAUGCCACUUGCAGCCAGUUACCUCUCAGACAUACACUCAAGAGCGUGCACAGAAAUUCUAAGGCAAGCACACAUGACAAUCUAUAAUAUGCAAAAGAAUUUUGUUAGGAAACACAUUCUUUUAUAGGACUCACCCACUUCUCUGCUAACCAAGUGUGCACUUGGCUUUAAAAGUGUCAUGACAUCUCAAAUGUCAUUAUGUUGGUCAUUUCUCAGGAUGCUCAAAACCCCCAAAGAAGCUUCAUAUGGCAGUGCCCCUGAUUAUGGGACAUCUAGUCAGAGGCGGACCAAGGCGACCGGCCACCUCGCCCCUGCACCUUCCUCUCCCCCCUUCUCAUGUGCGGGAGGGGUCAUUGCCCUCACCGCGUAAUGAUACGUGGCAUGGGCAAUGACAAUGCAGCGCAGACUAGGGGUAAGCAGGAGAGGUUCUUUCCUGGCGACCCCCAGUCAUUGGGCCCUAGCCAGGUGCCUCUUCUCCUAUUUCCGGCUCUGCAUCUAGUAGUAACUAAUGAGCACAAAAGCACUCUGAAUGGUAAAUGAGGUGUUUGGAUGUGUUAAAUGUACACCAACUCUGUGCAAACUGUAUUUCAAACUAAGGAUGAAUCUAUAUUCUGACAAUAACACUCGCACUAUGGUGUUACAUAGUAGUGCUUUAUUUCAAGCAAAUUAUGAAAAGAAGUGUCCGUAGCUAUCAGGCACACUGCAGGCUGCACAGACUCACACCACGGGCACAGUCUUGCAUUUAUCCACUUUUGCUUAAAGACACUGAGACUAUUUACAAAAAGAAUAACAUAUGUAAUAUAUAUUUAUAAGUUCUUAUGAAACAAAAUGCAUAUUUUUGUUUGAUGCCAAUGUUAGGCUUAGUAUUCCUUAUCCCCACACAUAAUCUGAGGCUGUGGGCAUACCAGGAGAGCAUUUCCUACUGCAGGCAUCCUAGGGGAUGAAGGAACAAAUGAAGUAGAAGUACAUUAAAGGAUUUAACUUGCACAGGGGUGUAGGGAAGCAAGGCUGGGAGGGAAAGGCUAAAUCAAAAAAGAAGGGUUGGAAACCUUUACUCAGCCUUUACUCAGCCUUUACAUUGCAGGGGUGGUUGUGCCAAAAGGGGUUAAUUGCUGCCUUUUAUACAACUUCCUACACAUGCAUACGUGGUAAAACCAUUACCCUCUUUGUAUUUGCAGGUCUUUUUUAAAUGGCAUUUUUCUUGUCCCUUUGCUAGAUAUGUCUUUUGUGAAUUAAAUACAAAUGUUUCUACUUUCUACUACAUUUAUGUAAAUAUUGUGCAGCAACUGAAUUUAUUAGUCAUACGUUUUAUUACUUUUGUUUUUAAAUAAAAGUCUGAAUUUUUCAUA
This is a messenger RNA of Xenopus tropicalis (tropical clawed frog), 4789 nucleotides long. It is a transcript of the gene lrrc15, whose product is annotated as leucine rich repeat containing 15 gene 1. Bases 398 to 2164 code for a protein of 588 amino acids. NCBI's taxonomy places the organism in Eukaryota, Metazoa, Chordata, Amphibia, Anura, Pipidae. The record is from RefSeq and is a predicted model, not a curated record. The transcript is spliced from 2 exons.